AUGGACAAAAUUCCCAAGCUCCGCCGCAAGCCCAAACCGCCGACAAUCGAAACCCAGGUCGAUCGAACUAGUACGGACACGAACGAGAGUUUCAACAGCACAAGCACCGCUCCUGUCUCUGCUACGGAAGGGAAGCCGAGAAAACAGCCUUUUCCUAAAUCACCUUUCCGCAGCUUCAGGCUGCGCACGUCGGGGAAACGAGCCCGUGAAAGCUCCCCAGCCAACUCAUCUGCCAGUUCCAGCGUACCUCCGCCCGCGGACCGUAUACCCCUUGAAGGCGUCAAGGUGCCGCGAAAUGCCUUCACCACCCUGGAUGUGCCUACAGAGCGAGCUGGGAAGAUGAGCGAAGACUCCCGCAGUUCCGAUCCCGGUCCCGAGAGGCCCUCCUUUUUGGAUUUGUCAAGACAAGACAUUGACAGCAAACUAAAUGAACUGAACUGGGAUGAGCGGAUCAGAGCCAUGGCAGGCCAGCGCUCUGAUAACUCAGAAUGGAAAUGGGGAGUUUUCAAGCAAACUGAUGUGGAAGAGAAGGGUCUUAUGGACCGCUACAUCAACAUCAAACCUUGGAAUCACAAUCGCAUCAAGCUCAAGGUUCCGGAGGGCCAGCUAGACUAUGUGAAUGCCUCUAGCAUUACUCUGUCUUCCCCGUCAGACUCGUCACGGCCCACACUACGCUAUAUUGCCAUGCAGGGACCAACCGAACCAUCAAUCCCUUAUGUUUGGCGCAUGAUAGUGGAGCAAGUCGAGAGCCCAAUUGUCAUUGUCCAGCUUACUACCAUGGCUGAGGGUGGAAUUCUCAAAUGUAACCAGUACUUUCCUGACACCAAUGACGAGGACACUACAUGGGCCCUCAACGAAGAAAAUGUUUGGGACGAUGGCUGGGCUGCCAAGUUAACCCUGGAAUCGACCGAGGAGCUUGCCCAGGGCUCCAUUGAGAAACGCAAGUUCCUCCUUCAAGUUGAGGGCGAAGAGAACCCACGCGUUGUUUGGCAUUUUCUCUACCUACGCUGGCCUGACUUUGGAGUUCCUGCAAUAGGCGAUAUCGACAGCUUCUUCGAGCUGAUGAAGCUUUCGCGGGAGCACAGCUCACCCAACGGGCCACGAGUCAUCCACUGCAGUGCCGGUGUUGGUCGGACGGGUACAUUCAUUGCAUUAGAACAUCUAAUACGCGAACUCGAUGUUGGCGCUCUAGUGAGCUCCUCACCACCAAAACUUCAGGAGGCUCCAGGUCCGCGACAUCAGCAGCAACAGCAGCAAAAGGGCGACCCCAUCUUUCAAACAGUUGACAGUUUGCGCCAACAACGCCGAGGGAUGGUUCAGGGCGAACUUCAGUACCGCUUUCUCUACGAAGUCAUGCGCAAAUUAUGGCAGGAUCGAUACGGCGCUUUCCCGGACGCAGAUGAGGACGAGGACAUGACUGAUGGUGGCGUUAAGAUCAAGUCGAAAACGCCUGGGUCUCAAGAUCCUUUCUUUGAUCCCGAUAAAAACGAUGAAGAGGGCGAUGAUGACGAUAACGACGAUGGUGGCGGUGCCGUCGUCAAACCGAGUGCCAAAACCUUUAGGAGCUAG
Molecule: messenger RNA, 1569 nt
Organism: Clonostachys solani
Lineage: Eukaryota; Fungi; Ascomycota; Sordariomycetes; Hypocreales; Bionectriaceae
Source: the annotation of a GenBank genome assembly